This is a messenger RNA of Acanthochromis polyacanthus (spiny chromis), 1104 nucleotides long. RefSeq names its product complement C1q subcomponent subunit C-like. Gene Ontology annotation, molecular function: protein binding. Bases 133 to 912 code for a protein of 259 amino acids. The record is from RefSeq and is a predicted model, not a curated record. The transcript is spliced from 7 exons. NCBI's taxonomy places the organism in Eukaryota, Metazoa, Chordata, Actinopteri, Pomacentridae.
GUGUGUGUGUGUGUGUUUGUCUGAAUAAGUCAGUGAGUCUUUCUUCAGUGUCAUAAGAAGUCUGUUCACCAAGGAAAUCUCAUCCUUUCAUCACAGCUUCACACCUCAGAUAUCACCACUGGGCUUCAGACCAUGGGAGGCUAUUAUUAUGGGAUGUCAGUGCUAGUGGGUGUGGCCAUGCUGCUGUCGACAGACCAAUGUGAUGCGAGCUGUAAAGGAACUGACGGUCAUGCAGGAGAGGCAGGAGCCCCAGGGAGAGAUGGAUGGCGUGGAGUGAAGGGAGAGAAAGGAGAGCCAGCUGUGAUGGUGGAUGGUCCGGUGGACACAAACGUUCUGCUGAGACUGAAGGGGGAUGCUGGGAGUCGGGGCAUGCCAGGGGUCAUGGGUCCUAAAGGUUACCAUGGAGGUUUGGGAGCAGCAGGUGUCCCUGGUAAUCCUGGUCACCCUGGCCCAGCAGGGAGGAACAUCGGUAAGGGACAACACUCCUUCCAGCAUGGUGCCCAGUCAGCCUUCUCAGUGAUCAGGACCGCGAGGGAUUAUCCUCCCUACCAGGUAUUAACCUUCCAGCAAACUGUGGUCAACACACCUUCAGUCUUGCCACACUUUGACCCAAACACGGGCUAUUUCACCUGCAGCAUACCUGGUGUUUAUUACUUCACCUUCCACUCUGUUGCCAAGGUCAGCAUGUGUCUGCGUAUAGCCAGUGAUGCUUUGAAUGAAAAGCUGGGAUUCUGUGAUUACAACAGGAACUAUGAUCAGGUGCUGUCAGGUGGUGUCGUCUUGAAGCUGGCAGCUAGACAGAAAGUUUGGCUGGAAUCCUUUAAAGACCAGCAGACAGAUACAGAUGCACGAGACACCCGGGAAAAACAGAUCAUCUUCAACGGCUUCCUGCUCUUCACAGAUUCACAAUAAAGUUCAGUUAUUCACAGAGUCAGCACAGAAAACAUGAGACUGCACCACUUUGACAAGUUAGCAGUAGCACUAUGCUGGUUUGCAAGUCAGUUGCGGGUAAUUUUGGAUUGGUUCAUCUGGUUUGAUUCCUUUAUAAUGGCUUCUGGACACACACUGAAUGCUGAUUGUCUAAUAAAAUAAAAUUAAAAUGUA